GAUUCCUGUUCUACAUGGUGGGCAUUGGUGGCUUCUAGUGGUAAACAUGAGAGACACUCGUUUUGAUGUGUUAAGCUCCACCAAAUUAACUGAUGAGAUGAAAGAAGUUACUAGCAUUGUGAAAACAAAUUUUGUAAGGGCCUUUCAAGCAAUGUACGAUUCAGACGGGCGCAUAAACAUAGCUGAUUUCAGAACAGCCUACCAAGAUGCACCACAGCAGAGUUCAAAUUUUGACUGUGGAAUUUUUGUUAUGAAUUUCAUGAGGUCAUGGGAUGGGAAGAGGGCAGCUCCACUUGAUAACGAACAAAUGUAUAAUCUCAGAGCACAAGCAGCUGUUUACAUGCUUUGUCACGAGGGCAAUCUUGCCAUCCUUCCAAGUAUCAAGAAGCUUCUCAAAAAAAACAAAGGUCAGAAGAACAAGUAAACAAAGGAAAAAAACUACCGUAUGAGAACAGCAAUGCUACAGAAUUAAGGAUGUCUGUAAGGCCUGUAAGGUGAACAGCAAUCCGGCAGUUCUACUGUUCCUUUUUAAUGGAUACUUUUGAUGUGCUAUGUGUCUUGGUGGCGUCAGAUGUUGUGAAUAGACUAGAUCCCCGGACAUAUGUCACAAACGAAAUCAUGCUUUUAUCACAAGAACAUAAUUCUAUGCCUUUGUGUUAACUAA
This is a messenger RNA of Panicum virgatum (switchgrass), 664 nucleotides long. RefSeq lists its product as uncharacterized. The record is from RefSeq and is a predicted model, not a curated record. NCBI's taxonomy places the organism in Eukaryota, Viridiplantae, Streptophyta, Magnoliopsida, Poales, Poaceae. The coding region runs from base 47 to 424 and encodes 125 amino acids. The transcript has 5 exons. Gene Ontology annotation, molecular function: cysteine-type peptidase activity. Gene Ontology annotation, biological process: proteolysis.